Molecule: messenger RNA, 1622 nt
Organism: Myotis daubentonii (Daubenton's bat)
Lineage: Eukaryota; Metazoa; Chordata; Mammalia; Chiroptera; Vespertilionidae
Gene: LYPD3
Product: LY6/PLAUR domain containing 3
Cellular component (GO): plasma membrane
Source: RefSeq, a predicted model, not a curated record
UGAGCUCAGGUAAGAGGAACCGGGCUGCGAGGCGGCACAUCGAGGGGGAACUCUGAGGGAGCAGGAUCGCAUCAUGGACCCCGCCAGGAAAGCAGGUGCCCAGGCAGUGAUCUGGACUACAGGUUGGCUGCUGCUGCUGCUGCCCAUGCUGCUCCAAGGAGCUCAGGCCCUGGAGUGCUACAGCUGCGUGCAGAAAGCCGAUGACGGGUGCUCUCCGCAGAAGACCAAGAUCGUGAAGUGCGCGCCGGGCGUGGAAGUCUGCACGGAGGCCGUGGGGGCGGUGGAGACCAUCCACGGGCAAUUCUCGGUGGCAGUGCGCGGCUGCGGGUCCGGACUCCCGGGCAAGAAUGACCGCGGACUGGACCUCUUCGGGCUUCUGGCCUUCAUCCAGCUGCAGCAGUGCGCCCAGGACCGCUGCAACGCCAAGCUCAACCUCUCCACGCGAGCGCUCACCCCCGCAGGUAAUGAGAGUGCGUACGAGCCCAACGGCGCUGAGUGCUACAGCUGCGUGGGGCUGAGCCACGAGGAGUGCCAGGGCACCAGACCGCCCAUCGUGAGCUGCUACAACGCCAGCGACCGCGUCUACCAGGGCUGUUUCGACGGCAACGUCACCUUGACGGCAGCCAACGUGACCGUGUCCUUGCCCGUCCGGGGCUGCGUCCAGGACGAGUUCUGCACCCGGGACGCGGUGACAGGCCCCGGCUUCACGCUCAGCGGCUCCUGCUGCAAGGGGCCCCGCUGCAACGCAGACCUCCGCAACAAGACCUUCUUCUCCCCGCGAAUCCCGCCCCUGGUCCUGCUGCCGGUCCCUCGGUCCACCACUCCGGCCACCAGCACCCCGGCGGUCACUACCUCCGCCCGAGCGCCGACCAAGCCCGGCUCCACCACCAAAUCCAGCCCCGCCUCCGCCAGCCAGACCCCCCCGAAGGCGGUAGAACCCCAGACGGCGCACAAAGAGGAGUCCAGCGUGGCCGGAGGCGCCGCGGGCCACCAGGACCGCAGCAAUAAGGAGCAAUACCCCACGAAAACGUGGGCCCACAACCAAGGCUCGGCAGCGCCCGCGGCCGGGCUGGCGGCUCUUCUGCUGGCUGUGGCUGCUGGCGCCCUACUGUGAGCUCCUCCUCCGCCUGGGAGCCUCCUCCCUGCCCUCCUGCCCUAGCCCUGGGUACCCUCCCCUCCCCGCUCCGCCACCGGACUGGGCUGGCCCAGCCCCUGUUCUUCCAUUUACCUCACUCAGUACCCAGCUUCCGCUGCGCUGGCUUGCGGCUCCGGGAAAUAAAGGGACCUUUGUACAUAUCCUCUGGGUGUUGUAGCUUUUUGAGGCAGCAGAUGUCUCUCCCCUGCGCUCAUGGUGACGAGAGUACUUGGAAUUGUCCCCGGGACUGCGGGAGAGACCACGAUGAGCUUUCCCAGAGCCAACCUGGAAGGUGGGGGGCAGAGCGGGGCAGUGGGUGCCUCCUCUGCGGGUGGCGGGCGGCUCUGCCCGGCAUCUCCGUGGGAACCGUCUCAGCGGCUGUCUUCCCACUAGACUGUGAGCUCCUCAAGGGCAGGGACCGAGCCUUAUGCCUCUGUGGUCAGUUUCUGGAACGUAAAGGCCUCAAUAAAAGUUGGAUUACUUUGUA